Elaeis guineensis (African oil palm) is the source of this 1091-nucleotide messenger RNA. Its product is annotated as peroxidase 1. Gene Ontology annotation, biological process: response to oxidative stress; hydrogen peroxide catabolic process. Lineage: Eukaryota; Viridiplantae; Streptophyta; Magnoliopsida; Arecales; Arecaceae. The record is from RefSeq and is a predicted model, not a curated record. Gene Ontology annotation, molecular function: heme binding; peroxidase activity.
AUGGCCUAUACGGUCCCUUCCAAGAUCUUGCUAAAUUUGGCCCUUGUGCUUCUCCUUUUAGGUUCAGCAGAUGCACAAAGCUUGCAGGUUGGAUUCUACCAAAGGUCAUGCCCCAAAGCUGAAGAGAUCAUUCGCAAGGAGAUGACUGCGAUCAUGUCACUUGCACCGAGCCUCGCCGGCCCUUUACUUAGGAUGCAUUUCCAUGAUUGUUUUGUGCGUGGAUGUGAUGCUUCGAUUCUAUUGAAUGGAACUACAAACAAUCCAGCUGAGAAGGAUGGACUCCCCAAUUUAAGCCUACGAGGUUAUGGUGUGAUCGAUCGCGUCAAGGCUCAAUUGGAGGCGGCUUGUCCUGGCAUUGUUUCAUGCGCUGAUAUCUUAGCUAUAGUAGCUAGGGAUGCAGUGUUUUUGACCAAAGGACCAUUUUGGGACGUACCCACUGGCCGAAGGGACGGGAAAAUAUCAAUAGCCUCAGAGACCUUAACCAACUUGCCACCACCUUUCUUCAACGCCACUCAGAAUUUGAAUCUCUUCUUCAUCCCAAAGGGUUUAAAUGCAAAGGACCUUGUCGUUCUGUCAGGUGGGCAUACAAUAGGGACCUCUCAUUGCUCGUCUUUCUCGAGUCGUCUAUAUAACUUCACCGGAAAUGGUGAUGCCGAUCCAAUGCUAGACAAGGAUUACCUACCAAAGUUGAAGAGCAAGUGCAGGCCUAAUGAUGCGACCACCCUUGUGGAAAUGGAUCCUGGGAGCUUUAAGACCUUUGACACAAGCUACUAUAAGCUGGUGGCCAAAAGAAGGGGGCUCUUCACGUCAGACGCAACUCUCAUUCUUGACGGCCAGACCAAAGCUUAUAUUGAGCGCCAAGCCCAAGCCUCUGGAUUCCCAUCUGAAUUCUUCAAGGACUUUGGGGAGUCCAUGGUUAAGAUGGGGAAUAUUGGAGUGCUUACAGGCAAUCAGGGGGAGAUCAGGAAGAGGUGUGCCUUUGUCAAUUAGAAAGUCAUGCUGUUAAUGUAUUGCAAAUUUCAGAACUCGUGGCUCUUUUCUUACUGCUGCAAGUGUUUCGGUAUUUAAUUUGAAGUGGGAGCAAUAAGGUA